AUGGGCGUACAACUGUUGGCUGGCCCCGCCGGGUUCGGAAAGUAUCCAAACAAGCGUCUUCUUGGCAAUCCUUCCUUUUCUUCCCCUUCUUCACCUUUUCCUUCUCCUUUUUCCCCUUUUUCCCCUUCUUCCCCUUCUUCCCCUUCUUCUUCAUCUUCCUCCUCGGGCAAGAUGGCACAUUUGGGGCCCGUCUUUGGCCAGCUCAGAUUCGCUGUACCAAUUGACGCUUGCCAAACGAUCCAGCCGCUAGGUCCUGCUGCUCGUCUUCCAACACCACUCAGCACCAGCACAGGCAGUGAAUCCUCUUUAACUGGGCCUGAUUCACUGGUUGCCGCCGAUUUGCCUGACGCUUGGCUUACAUGGUCCGAAUGGGACACUAAAUUGGCGGUUGAGCAAAUGGUAGGCUUUGGGCCAAUAAAAGGCAGCAUUGUUGUGGUACGUCGUGGCGAAUGUGUCUUCAUACAGAAAGCAAGAAACCUAGAAGCAGCUGGGGCGCUUGGUGGCAUCGUUAUAGACUCCGACCCAACAACCUCUUCGGCCACUGUUCCUGUCUUCUCGAUGUCUGGCGACGAGCAGUCACUAGGUCAACCUAAUGGUGGCAUCAACAUUCCAUUCGUUUUUCUUUUCUCAGCCGAAGGUCGCCAGUUGAUCUCUAGUAUGGCCACAACUUGGAUACAGAAAGCUAACAGUGAUAUGUUGAGAUCUAGUGGAGUUGAUUUGACAGUGACUUCAGGACCCGAUUCCCCUGCAGGCGUACAUACUUCUCCGAACUUAUCUCUUCACAAAAAUGAGUUUUUUAGUCAAUUCAUAACAAAUGGUCUGGAAGAUGGGGCAGUUCACACGUCAGUCGCUCACAAAAAUCUGCAUAUGCAUGAGACUUCGGAAGACAAGUCGAUUGCGAAUACUAAUGUUUCCGAUGCUCCUUGA
This is a messenger RNA of Protopolystoma xenopodis, 927 nucleotides long. NCBI's taxonomy places the organism in Eukaryota, Metazoa, Platyhelminthes, Monogenea, Polystomatidea, Polystomatidae. The record is from the annotation of a GenBank genome assembly.